GCAGGAAGGAAAAGGAAGCGAUCAUCAUUACAUUAGUACUACAUGUAGUAUAUCAGGAAAGAACUCUAUAGGGUAGCCCCCCGCUCUCGCUCUAGCUAGCCCAGUGCCUAGAGAUAGAUCUACUGUUUCUGCAUUAAAAGUAUAUCUAGCUCCACAAUGGACUCAAGCAGAGAAGCAGCCAGGAGGAGUCGUGAGCUCAACCAAAGAUUCUCCAGCAUUGAUCAAUACAUCAAUCAUCAGUUCCACUUACCCAAGAUCAGGCUCUUCUUCCAACUAUUGGGGCUGGGGGGAGGAGAUGUGGGGAAGGUGAUCAACUUACGAAAGUUCUACUCAUUUCUAUCAGCUCACCCCGAGUACAAGCGCAGAGCAUUGGAGAUGACCCAAUACAUACUAACUUUUGUGGGUGUACAAGAGUCGAAUAUUAUCGACCUCGAUCAGCAAGCUUUGGAGUAUUGCAAACAUGCUUUGGUGUAUCCUUCUGCUGUAAUCGGAGUGUGUAAUCAAGUCUCGAGGGAAAAUUUUGUUCAACUUCAAUCUCUCGGGGGAGACAUUCUCGAAUGUGACUCCGGAAAAAUUGAAUCUAUAGAGAAACUGUGUUUACUACUGCAUCGUAAGACUUUGAUAUCGAGUGGUGAUGUCUCCUUGCUUGCUCAGUGGUUGGAAACGAUUGGACGCUCUGAAUUGGCUAAGAGAUUGGAAGAUUACACCAGAACUGGGCAGUACAAUGAUCCGGUGAUAAGUAGUGACGGGAGUUUCCCUACACAACCCAUUCAAGCUUCAGACGGAGCAGGUGGUGAGAACGGCCGAGGUGGUAAUAACAUUAGUACUUUCAGUAUCACAGGUGGUGAGAAUGGCCAAAGUGGUGGUAACAUUGGUACUUUCAGUAUCGCAGGUGCCACUGGGGACACGGCUGUUGAAAGGGAUGCCCCUGCUAAUCAAGAGGAGGACAGCUCAUCAGGAAAUCACCUGAUGCCUCCUGGAUCAAGUCAGAUGGUCAAAAUCACAAGCUUCACAAAAGUGCAAGAUGCAGAACAGCCGCCAUCAUUCACCACUCAAGACUCUACAACUUCUACCAUUUCCGACGAGUUACUCAUCAAUGAAGAGUCUAAACUUAUACUGGAUACUGACAAUGACAAUGGACUACCUAUUCAAUUUAAUACCCACAACCACCGACGACAACUUCCCAACCGAAAAUGUAACAUCCCAUUGACACUUACCGUCAUAGUAUGCAUUCUAUUAGGAAUACUAACUUCUCUAGGCUGUAUUGGGAUAGGUGUGUACAAUGCUCCUCACUCUAACUCUAACCUGAAGGUGUACGCGACUGUACAGCAAGUGGUGAUUGUGGCUGAUUUUAGCGACCCUUUUAAACUCUCCACUAGUUCAAUACAUGAGUGCCCAUCUUCAGACGAGUUCUCACACACCAACAACCUUUAUGUCGUGCCCAACAACCAGUUGCUACGUAGAACUCGAAACAACACUAAAACCUCGAAUGGUAUCCUCAAUCAGCCUAAUUCUCAGUGCACUUUAAACGUUCUAGGUGAUCACUUCUAUUUACUUUCUGGCUCGAAAAUCGAUUUCAGCAUUUGUCUAAUGGCAAUUGAAGAUCCUGGGCUUUCAGGAACUUUGUUGAUAUUCGACAACAAUGAUGCACAUACUCAGUACCUCCAAGAGGACAACUGUCUAAGCAGAAAAGGAGCUCAAAGUCACAAUCUUCGUAUAGGCAGUCCCGGCAAUUUCGAGUGUACAAAUUUGACAUACACUUCUCUAGUCAAUGGCUACCAUUACAUCAUUGCCGAUACUCCGGGAAAUAUCCAGUUUUACUAUCGCUAUGACUACUUACAGUAUUACCUCGAUGCAACCGACUUCUCCGAGCCUCCUGCUUGUACGUUUGGUUACAGUGGAGAUAAUCAGUGCGAUCUCGGAGGAAUUUCUAGGAGUCCCGUUUAUCUGGCUGUAUAUGUGAAUAAAGGCGACUUUGAUAAUUCGUUCUCAACUCAUUUGUGUCUAGUGACGAGAUGGACACAUUUUUUAACAGCGAUAGUGGCUAGCUUAGGAGGCAUUUGUGUUGCAUGCUCUCUUUUAGCAAUGGUGUUUUGUGUCUUGUGUCUGUGCAGAUAUUGUCGACAGCAAACGAUAGUGCACGUGUAGAUCGAUCGAUCUAGUCGUGUUUCUUUGGAUAUGAUUUCAUGUAUUAUAAUUAUGUUAAUUAUAUUAUUGUAAUUUUUUUUGUAAUUGUUAUUUUUUUACCUCCUUUUCAUGCAUUGUUAAUUUAUCGAAUGCAUAUAUACAAGUGACCAUAGAUUAUUUUGAUGUGAUG
This is a messenger RNA of Halichondria panicea, 2317 nucleotides long. RefSeq lists its product as uncharacterized. NCBI's taxonomy places the organism in Eukaryota, Metazoa, Porifera, Demospongiae, Suberitida, Halichondriidae. Gene Ontology annotation, biological process: regulation of apoptotic process. Gene Ontology annotation, molecular function: protein binding. The coding region runs from base 157 to 2148 and encodes 663 amino acids. The record is from RefSeq and is a predicted model, not a curated record. The transcript is spliced from 5 exons.